CUUGUUACUUGUUAUUGCAGUUGAGUCUAGCGCCGAGAGACCUGUUUUGUAUGUAAACUCCUGCUGUCAGUUCUGUUUUAUAAGUUAUUGUAACGUUUGAUCUUAAAACCUCGUGUAAAAGUUUAUUUAUUAGUGAUUAGCCUUUGGCUAGUGCAUUGAGCGUUAAAAUGCCUACAGAAAACCUGUCUGAUAAACGCAUGUCCAAGUUCAAAAACAAGGGCAAGGAGCCAACGAAAAUGCGUGACCGCAGAAUUGCAGAAUGCGUUGAGCUUCGAAAAGCUCAAAGGGUUGAAAGUAUUUUGAAGAGGAGAAAUAUUUCAUCCUUGGGAGAUGAGGAACCUCUGUCACCAGAGUUUAACACUGACAACGAACAGGUCAUAUCUGCAACGAUUCAAGAGAUUGUUGCAAAUGUGAACAGUGACUGCCCAGAGAAGCAGAGACAAGGUUGUCAAGCAGCUAGGAAGCUGCUUUCUCGGGAGAGGAAUCCUCCCCUUAAGGAGAUUGUAGAAGCAGGACUUCUGACUCGUUUUGUGGAGUUUCUAGGGAGGCAUGAUGACCCCACGCUGCAGUUUGAGGCUGCCUGGUCUCUUACUAAUGUUGCAUCUGGCACCUCCUGGCACACACAGCAGGUGGUAGAGCAUGGAGCGGUGCCAGCCUUCAUCGCCCUGCUCGCUUCUCCAAUGUUGAACAUCAGUGAACAGGCUGUCUGGGCUUUGGGCAACAUUGCAGGUGAUGGUCCAUCAUAUAGAGAUGCCCUGAUUGACUGUGGCGUCAUCCCUGCGUUGUUGGCACGGCUCACACCAGAUGCUCCUGUGAGUUUCUUCUGGACAUCCCACACCUCUGAAAUAGCAAUUGUAAACAAAAAUGCAGAAUGUAAACCACACAAUGUUUUGCAGGUGGGAUACCUUCGCAACCUUACAUGGACCCUAUCGAACCUUUGUAGGAACAAGAAUCCCUUCCCUCGUUUCAGUGCUGUUCAACAAAUGCUUCCCUCCAUAAUCCAACUGCUCCACCACAGUGACAAAUCCAUCCUGUCUGAUGCAUGCUGGGCCAUUUCGUACCUCACUGAUGGACCCAAUGAACGGAUUGAUGUGGUCAUCAAGACUGGAAUCCUUCCUCGGUUGGUUGAGCUUUUGGGCUUUGAGGAACUGGCUGUGGUGACACCAGCCCUACGUUCAAUUGGGAACAUUGUCAGCGGCUCAGACCUGCAGACUCAAGCGGCCAUUGAUGCAGGCGUAUUGAGUGCCUUGCCACAACUGAUGCGACACCCUAAGUCCAGUGUACAGAAGGAGGCAGCUUGGGCAGUGUCCAACAUUGCAGCUGGACCCUGCCAACAGAUUCAACAGCUCAUCACAUGUGGAUUGUUGGCUCCUCUAGUGGAUCUCCUAAGGAAUGGUGACUUUAAAACCCAGCGAGAGGCAGUAUGGGCAGUGACUAACUACACAAGUGGUGGGACUGUGGACCAAGUUGUUCAUCUGGUCAAGUGUGGAGCUUUAGAGGCCAUCUUGAACUUGCUUCAAGUUAAAGACACCAAGACUGUCCUGGUCAUCCUAGAUGCCAUAAAUAACAUUUUCUUGGCUGCUGAGAAACUUGGAGAGGUGGAUAAGCUUUGCUUGCUGGUGGAGGAAGUAGGAGGGCUGGAUCGAAUUGAGUUGCUUCAAAACCAUGAGAACAAUGCUGUUUAUAGAGCGGCUCAAGCUCUCAUUGAGAAGUAUUUCAGUGAGGAUGGUGAAGAUCAGUGCCUGACAACUGAAGCCACAGACACAAACUUUGUCUUUGGAGCAUCUGAAGUCCAAAAAAAAUUUGACUUUUGAUAAAUUAUUAAAGCUUCAAUUAAAUAAAAGGAUUAAUUUUUGCAGUA
This is a messenger RNA of Ctenopharyngodon idella (grass carp), 1861 nucleotides long. It is a transcript of the gene kpna7, whose product is annotated as karyopherin alpha 7 (importin alpha 8). Gene Ontology annotation, molecular function: nuclear import signal receptor activity; protein binding. Gene Ontology annotation, cellular component: nucleus; cytoplasm. NCBI's taxonomy places the organism in Eukaryota, Metazoa, Chordata, Actinopteri, Cypriniformes, Xenocyprididae. The record is from RefSeq and is a predicted model, not a curated record. The transcript is spliced from 9 exons. Gene Ontology annotation, biological process: NLS-bearing protein import into nucleus. Bases 168 to 1814 code for a protein of 548 amino acids.